GAGGACGGGUUUCUCGAUUCAAAGCACAGUCCGAUGCGAACUUGCCUUGUAUGGACCUCAUCGCGACAUACAUGCCGUUUGGACCAGGGUAUGUGUACGUCAAAUCCAAAGGUGAUGAAAGAAAUAAUAUAUUCAAUGAUGUUAGUGAACAAACCGAUAGAGUUAUUGACAGCUUUUUGGAAAUGAUGUCAGAAUUAGAUUGGAUGACGAUAAAAUCCAAAAAUAAAGCUCGAGAAAAAGCAAAAGAAAUGAAGAAGAGCUAUGGAUGGCCAAAGGACCUUUUCGGCGAUUUUAUAGACUAUAGCAAAAUUGAUGAGUACCAUUAUCACGAUUAUAACGAAAUUAUUGAUCGAUACAAAAACAAUAAGACUCAUAACUACUAUCAAAUGAGAGCCAUUAUGAUCAAGGGAUACUCGAAUCGAGAAUCACUGCGUUUGAUUAAAGAAAAACCGACAAGAACGAGGUUCAUGUUAUCUCCUGCUAUAGUGAACGCUUUCUAUCAGCCGGAAUCGAACUCCAUAACUUUGCCUUAUGCAAACUUUAACCCACCAUUCUACAACUAUGCUCGCAACUCACCCCAAAUCCAAGCUUAUAACUAUGCCGGUGAACAUGCAAUCGCCGGGCACGAAUUAGUACAUGGUUUCGAUGACGAAGGUACAUUUAAUAGUGAGAUACCGUACCUGCUUGAUUUCCUUACAGGAGUUCAAUUCGGUUCGGAUGGAAGUUUGAGUGAUUGCGGUUGGAAUGAAUGUGGGUGGAUGGAUGGUGCGUCAAAGGAAGGUUUCAAGGAUAUGGCACAAUGCGUAGUUUCGCAAUACAACACUCAAUGUUGUCCUCAGAAGAGUGGAACGACGAUGUGUGCUAAUGGUGUUACGACUCAAGGAGAAAAUAUCGCCGAUCUUGGAGGUUCGCUCUAUAGUAUUCUUCUUGCUUUUGAGAGAUACAAAACAAUCAAAUCGGCCAUAUCAAUACACUUAAUCCGAUCGUUAAGACUACCCGGACUUGAGCAAUAUUCACCAAAUCAACUGUUUUGGAUUACACAUGGUUUUGGUUGGUGCGAAACUCGUUCGGAAGAAAAUAUGAUCAACCAGCUUCUUACCAAUGUUCACUCCCCUGGUAUUUGCCGAGUCGAGCAAGUCGUGCAAGACAUUCCGGCGUUCGCGAAAGAUUUUGGCUGUACAAUGGGUCAGAAAAUGUAUCCCACACCUGAGCAGAGGUGUAAAGUAUGGGUUCAAGAGUAAUA
Messenger RNA from Cylicostephanus goldi, 1243 nucleotides. The record is from the annotation of a GenBank genome assembly. Lineage: Eukaryota; Metazoa; Nematoda; Chromadorea; Rhabditida; Strongylidae.